This is a messenger RNA of Diaporthe citri, 693 nucleotides long. RefSeq lists its product as uncharacterized. NCBI's taxonomy places the organism in Eukaryota, Fungi, Ascomycota, Sordariomycetes, Diaporthales, Diaporthaceae. Gene Ontology annotation, molecular function: O-methyltransferase activity. The transcript has 2 exons. Bases 1 to 693 code for a protein of 230 amino acids. The record is from RefSeq and is a predicted model, not a curated record.
AUGGCCUCACACCUCCCCAACCCGGUGGUAGCCCCGCCACACGUCCACGAGCUGCUGGACCGGCUGCACGCCCGCUCGGCCGAGCAGGAGGCCACCAUCGACAGCGCCGUCUACAAGACGGCUGGGACGACUGCCUUCGACGAUCUCAUGCGCGACAAGUUCGUCGCCCUGGACCAGGACAAGAGCCAGUUCGUGUACCAGGUGGCGCGCAUGACGGGCGCCACCAGCGCCGUCGAGGCCGGCACCAGCUUCGGCGUGAGCACCAUCUACCUCGCGCUCGCCGUCGGGCAGAACGUCGCGGGCGGCAGGGCCGGCCCCGGGAAGGUCAUCGCCACGGAGAAGGAGCCCGAGAAGAUCAAGCUCGCGAGGGCGCACUGGAUGGAGGUGGGCGCGGAGGUCGAGCCUUAUAUCGAGCUGAGGGAGGGCGACCUGCUUCAGACGCUGAGCAAGGACCUGCCGGAGGUGGAUCUGCUCCUGCUUGACAUAUGGGCGCCUCUCGCCCUCCCGACUCUGAAGAUCGUGCAGCCGAAGUUGAAAUCAGGGGCUGUCGUCAUCGUCGAUAACACGAUAUCUGGGGAGGAGAGGUAUAAGGACCUAUUGCAGCACCUCAGGGAUCCAGAGAGCGGCUUCAGCAAUUUGACCGUCCCAUACCACAACGGACUGGAUGUCUCCGUCUAUCACCCAAAGAAGUGA